Molecule: messenger RNA, 1716 nt
Organism: Saccharomycopsis crataegensis
Lineage: Eukaryota; Fungi; Ascomycota; Saccharomycetes; Ascoideales; Saccharomycopsidaceae
Gene: ELP3
Product: Elongator subunit ELP3
Exons: 1
Coding region: 1-1716 (571 amino acids)
Biological process (GO): tRNA wobble base 5-methoxycarbonylmethyl-2-thiouridinylation
Cellular component (GO): elongator holoenzyme complex; nucleus; cytoplasm
Molecular function (GO): acyltransferase activity, transferring groups other than amino-acyl groups; iron-sulfur cluster binding
Source: RefSeq, a predicted model, not a curated record
AUGGCUGUUCUGGUAGCGAAACAGAAGUCCAAGGGAAAGACUGUUCCAGAAAAGGAACGGUUCAUCCGUGCCUGUGCCGACAUUUCGUUGGAAUUGGUGGGAUCUUUACAGUCUUCAAAGGAUAUCAAUUUGAAUGGGGUGAUUAUCAGACAUUCCAAGAAAUACAAAUUGAAGCAACAACCAAGAUUAACCGAUAUCAUUUCAUCGAUUCCCGAUCAGUAUAAAAAGUAUCUUAUUCCAAAACUAAAGGCCAAGCCAGUGAGAACUGCCUCGGGGAUUGCCGUGGUGGCUGUCAUGUGUAAACCACAUAGAUGUCCUCACAUUGCUUACACCGGUAACAUCUGUGUUUAUUGUCCGGGUGGUCCAGACUCUGAUUUCGAAUAUUCGACCCAAUCAUACACUGGGUAUGAACCAACUUCAAUGAGAGCCAUCAGAGCAAGAUAUGAUCCGUACGAACAAGCUAGAGGAAGAGUGGAACAAUUGAGACAAUUGGGUCAUUCUAUUGACAAGGUGGAAUAUAUUAUCAUGGGAGGUACUUUCAUGUCUUUACCUAUCGAUUACCGUGAGAAUUUCAUAGCUAAUUUACACAAUGCCUUGACCGGUUAUACAGGGUUAAAUCUUGAUGAAGCUAUCAAGUUCUCCCAACAGUCUUUAACAAAAUGUGUGGGUAUUACCAUUGAAACUAGACCAGAUUAUUGUACUGAAACCCAUUUGUCAGACAUGUUAAAGUAUGGCUGUACCAGAUUAGAAAUUGGGGUUCAGUCUGUUUAUGAAGAUGUUGCCAGAGAUACAAAUCGUGGACAUACUGUCAAGGCGGUUUGUCAUACUUUUGCGGUAUCUAAGGAUGCUGGUUAUAAGAUAGUGAGUCAUAUGAUGCCUGAUUUGCCGAACGUGGGAAUGGAAAGAGACUUGGAGCAAUUUAAAGAAUAUUUUGAAAACCCGGAUUUCAGAACUGACGGGUUGAAAAUCUACCCAACUUUAGUUAUUAGAGGUACAGGAUUAUACGAAUUGUGGAAAUGCGGGAAAUAUAAAUCUUAUAAUGCCAAUGCAUUGAUCGAUUUGGUGGCAAGAAUCUUGGCGUUGGUUCCUCCUUGGACAAGAAUUUACAGAGUGCAAAGAGAUAUUCCAAUGCCAUUGGUUAGUUCUGGUGUGGAUAAUGGUAACUUGAGAGAAUUGGCGUUGACAAGAAUGAAGGAUUUUGGUGUAACAUGUAGAGAUGUGAGAACCAGAGAAGUUGGGAUCCAAGAAGUACAUCAUAAAGUUCAGCCAGAUCAAGUAGAAUUGAUUAGAAGAGAUUAUUACGCUAAUGGUGGUUGGGAGACAUUUUUAAGUUAUGAAGAUCCUAAACAGGAUAUCUUGAUUGGUUUAUUGAGAUUGAGAAAAGCGUCUAAAAAGUACACUUUCAGAAAAGAAUUCACUUCUCAACCAACUUCUAUCAUUAGAGAAUUACACGUUUACGGUUCUGUGGUGCCUGUUCAUUCCAGAGAUCCAAAGAAAUUUCAACAUCAAGGGUUUGGUACUUUGUUGAUGGAAGAAGCUGAAAGAAUUGCUAGAGAAGAACACGGUUCUGAAAAGAUCAGUGUCAUUUCUGGUGUUGGUGUGAGAAACUACUAUGCAAAAUUGGGUUUUGAAUUGGAUGGUCCUUACAUGUCUAAGAAAAUUGCUCAAAACAAUGACUAUGAUGGCGAGUCUGAUGAUGAUGCUGAUUUCUUUUAA